Molecule: messenger RNA, 1393 nt
Organism: Molossus molossus (Pallas's mastiff bat)
Lineage: Eukaryota; Metazoa; Chordata; Mammalia; Chiroptera; Molossidae
Gene: THPO
Product: thrombopoietin
Exons: 6
Coding region: 215-1273 (352 amino acids)
Biological process (GO): thrombopoietin-mediated signaling pathway; cell population proliferation; positive regulation of ERK1 and ERK2 cascade
Cellular component (GO): extracellular region
Molecular function (GO): cytokine activity; hormone activity
Source: RefSeq, a predicted model, not a curated record
UCUGCUCCCCAGAGUGCUGCCUGCUCUGCACCUGAAUCCGGGAGCCCUUCUCCACCCGGAUAGAUUCCAGACCCUCUUCCUGGGCCCACCUGUGCCGUGCCCCACCCCACUCUGCCCAGAAGUGCAAGAGCCCAAGCCGCCUCCAUGGCCCCAGGAAGGAUUCAGGGGAGAGGCCCCACACAGGGAGCCACUCCAACCAGACAGCCUGGCCAGAAUGGAGCUGACUGAACUGCUCCUCGUGGUCAUGCUUCUCCUAACUGCAAGACUAACUCAGUCCAGCCCGGCUCCUCCUGCCUGUGACCCCCGACUCCUGAAUAAACUGCUACGGGACUCUCAUGUCCUUCACAGCAGACUGAGCCAGUGUCCAGACAUUAACCCUUUAUCCACAUCUGUCCUGCUGCCUGCUGUGGACUUUAGCUUGGGAGAAUGGAAAACCCAGACGGAGCAGACCAAGGCACGGGACGUUCUAGGAACAACCACCCGUCUGCUGGAGGGAGUGAUGGCGGCACGGGAACAACUGGGAGCCACUUGCCUCUCAUCCCUACUGGGACAGCUUUCUGGACAGGUCCGCCUCCUCCUUGGGGCCCUGCAGAGCCUCCUCGGAACCCAGCUUCCUCCACAGGGCAGGACCACAGCUCACAAAGAUCCCAAUGCCAUCUUCCUGAGCUUCCAACAACUGCUCCGCGGAAAGGUGCGUUUCCUGCUGCAUGCGGUUGGGCCCACCCUCUGUGCCAAGCGGGCCCUCGCCACCACAGCUGUCCCACGCAGCACCUCUCUAUUCCUCACACUGAACAAGCUUCCAAACAGGACUUCUGGAUUGUUGGAGACAAACUCCAGUGUUCCAGCCAAAACUACUGGCUUUGGACUUCUGAAGAGGCUGCAGGGAUUCAGAGCCAAGAUCCCUGGUCUGCUGAACCAAACCUUCAGGUUCCUAGACCGAAUCCCUGGACACCUGAACAGGACGCACGGACCUUUGAAUGGAACUCAUGGACUCUUUCCUGGACCCUCACCCAGGGCCCUGGGAACCCUGAAUAUUCCUCCAGGAACUUUGGACACAGGCUCCCUGCCACCCACCCUCCAGCCUGGAUAUUCUCCUUCCCUAACCCAUCCUCCCACUGGACAACGUAUACUCUUCUCUCUCUCACCCACCUUGCCCACCCCUGCAGUCCAGCUCCAACUCCCGCUUCCUGAGCCCUCUGUCAUGCCCAACCCUACCAGUCCUCUUCUGAUGGCAGCCCACCCUCACUUCCAGAAUCUGUCUCGGGAAGAGUGAGGUACUCUUCCGGACACACCGGCAGCAGUGUCUCCCACGUAUAAUGACCUCACCAGAGGAGAGGCCCUGGGAGACAACUGCAGCGACGAGAUUUCCUGCUUUCACCUGAAACCAAAGCCC